UCAGACCUGCAGCAGGAGGGAGAGCCGUUAAAAGGCGACGGUUUCAGGAGCUGCAGGAGUUUUUUUGAUCUGAUUUGAGAGGAUUCAUCAUGAGGAUCAGCUGGAUAUCACUCUACGGGGUUCUGACUGCACUUUGUGCCGUCCAGGCAACCUACACACACUACGCGACGUUGCAAUGCAGCUGCAACGGGAGAUCUCGGUACUGCCUUCGGGACGCCUUGGGCCUGCACUGCGUCGACUGUCAGGGAAACACCGAGGGCCGCCACUGCGAGCGCUGCAAGGACGGCUUUUACCUGCAGGGGGCGGGACUGAGCUGCACACCCUGCAGCUGCAACCUCAUCGGUUCUGUCGGUGCCACAUGUGACAGCAGGGGGCGCUGCAGCUGUAAAGAAGGUGUCACAGGAGGGAAAUGCGACCGCUGCCCAGACGGACCGAUCGGACCAAACGGCUGCUCACAAAGACGUCAGCCCAGAGAAGAUUCUGGGAGUUUGACCCUACCGUGUUUCUGUUACGGCCACAGCAGCCAGUGUUCUGCACAGUCCGGUUACUCCGUCCACAGCAUCACCUCCACCUUCACCGAUGGUCCAGAUGGUUGGAAGACGGCGACGGCGCAGGGCGUCACUCCCGAUGACGUCCACUUCCGCUGGUCACCAAAACACCAGGACCUGGAGGUGAUCUCCAAAAACAGCCUGCCGGUUUACCUGUACGCCCCAGCUCCCUACCUGGGGAAUCAGUUCCUGAGUUACGGUCAAAACUUUUCCUUCUCACUACGUCUGGACCGCGGCGUCCGCCACCCGUCCACCAAUGACGUGAUCCUGGAAGGUGCCGGUUUGCGAGUCGCUGCCUCGCUGGGCGACCUGCGAUCCAUCGUCCCCUGUGGACAGAAAAUCAACUACAGCUUCAGACUGGAUGAGAAGCCUGACAGCAGGUGGCGGCCUCAGCUCUCCUCCUUCCAGUUCCAGACGCUCCUACAGAACCUCACCGCCAUCAAGAUCCGGGCAACAUUCGGCGAAAAUGGACGUGGAUACCUUGACAAUGUAAAGCUGGUGUCAGCACAGCGUGGAGACGGUGUGCCGGCCCGAUGGGUUCAGACCUGCAGCUGCCCACCAGGAUAUGAGGGCGAGUUCUGCGAGCGAUGCUCAGCUGGUUUCAGACGCAAGAUCCCCGCAGAAGGAGCCUUUAGCCCCUGCGAGCCCUGCAGCUGCAGAGGAGGCAGCUGCGACCCGCAGACCGGAGACUGUUACUCUGCUGACGAGACGCCCGGAGACCUGAGCUGCUCGGAGGGGUUUUACCGCGACCCCUGGCAGUCUCAAACCUGUGUAAAGUGUCCCUGUCCAGAUGGAGUGUCCUGCUCGCUGGCUGAUGGCUCACUGGUACCUCGUUGUGAACGCUGUCCAACUGGAACCACAGGCCCUCGCUGUGAUGUCUGUCAGGAAGGUUUUUACGGUGAACCUGCAAGGGGCGACGGUUUGCAGCAACCCUGCAGACCCUGCAGAUGCAACGGCCACAUUGAUGUCACUAUGGCGGGAAGUUGCGAUCGCAGCACUGGCGAAUGUUUAAAGUGUUUGAACAACACAAAGGGGAGGAACUGUGAGACCUGUGUGCGCGGUUUCUACCACAGCCGAGUCACCGAUGCCUGCAAACCAUGUGACUGUGAUGUUUGGGGCUCUGAGUCCCAACAGUGUGAUGAUUUGGGUCGCUGUCGCUGCAAACCGGGUUUUGAGGGUCUGAACUGCCAACGGUCCAACUGUCCUGCAUGUUUCAGCCCCAUCAAGGCGAAGAUGGAGGCUUACGCUGGCAAGUUGAAGGAGCUGGAGACUCUGUUUUCUAACAUGGGUGGAGGUUUGAAACCAGCCAACACCGAGAUUGAGGCUGCUCUGAGGGACAUUGCGGAGCAGGUGGAUGACCUGAAGGACGACACCAAGCUGCUCACAGGAUUGGAGAAGACCCUGCAGGGUCGUCUGUCGUCCAUCAGCAGGAAUCAGCUGGCUGAAGAGCAGGACAUCCAAAACAUUGCCGACAAGGCGGAUGACAUCAAACAACAACAGCAGAUGUACAAGACAAAAGUGGAGGAGGUUCAGACUCUGAUAGAGGAGAUGAAACGCGACCUGGACAAGGCCAAAAUCGACCUCAGAUCAGCUGAAAUUCCUCUUGGAGAUGCUCCGCUGGGUUCAAACUUCCUCUCCUCUUUGGUGCAGACAGCUACCAGUCUGGCUGAUAAACAUCAGACGAUGGCCGACGUUGUGGAGCGAACUGCCACCGGCGCUCUGAGUGACUCUGAGAAGAGUCUGGCUCUGGUCCGAAAUCUCAUGAACAAAGAAAACAAAGUCAAAGAGCUGGUUGGAGAACUGAAAACCAUGUAUGAUCAGACUUCGGCCCAGGUGAAGGGUUUAGAGAACCAGGGGACCCGGCUGAGCAGUGAAGCCAGAGACGAGAUCAAAAUGGCGGAUGGCAUGCUGAAAGACAUCGCCAACAUGGAGCGAGGCAUCCCAUCAUCCCUGAAGGAGGGGGCGAAUGCCAUGGUUUCCAGGUUGGGCGGUCUGCAGCAGGUAGUAGAUGGGGACAUUGCAGGCUUUGAAGCGCAGCAGGAUGGUGUACAGCAAAACAUAGCCACCACCGAGGACCUUCUGGCCAAGGGCAAGGCUGCUCAGCAGGAAUUUGACAAGCUGGUGGACAGAGUCGACGUUGCCAAGGCUGACACCGAAGCAGCUCUCCGACGAAUCACAAGCAACACAGAUGAGCUGGACGACGCCCUGAAGACCCUGAGAGGGUUCGAUCAGCAGAUCGACAGCAACAGAGCUCUGGCCGACGCCGCCAUCAAGCGUCUUCCCGGUAUCAAUGCCACCAUCCAGCAGGCUGUCCGCAACAAUGAUGACACGCUGACCUACCUCGAAGAUGUGUCUGGUGAUUACAACAGCGCUCUGGGAACCAUCAAUGUGCUGGAGAACCUGGUCAACAGUCUGGAGGGAACGUUUGGAUCUUUGCCGCCUCACGCUGGUCUGGUGAAUGAAGCCACCAAACUGAACAAGGACGCGCAGGAUCUGAGGACCAGGGCGGAAAACGCAGCUGGAGAACUGGACUCUGAGCUGGUGACUGCCGUGAGCCUGGAGGCUGAGGCUGAGCAGGCGGCUGUUGGAGCUGCUGGAGCUUUGGACAACGCCAGACAGACCAGAGACGCGGUGGGAAAAACUCUGCGAGACAUCAGCGGUCUGCUGGCCGGCAUGAACCAGUCUGGUGGUCGCGUGGAUGAGGAUCUCCUGAAGCGGCUGGAGGCCUCUCUGGCUGACGCUCAGAGAGACGUGGAAGGCCGUCUGAGGCCUCGACUACAGGACAUGGAGGAGCAGGAGUCCGCCCAGCGACGCCGGCUGACCGGCAUCAACCUAGACAUCGACAACAUCCUAGCAGACAUCGCUAACCUGGAGGACAUCCUGAAGGCCGUCCCCAGCGGCUGCUUCAACAGCCCGCCCAUCGAGGAACCCUGAGGACUGAGGCACGUCACAGUGUUCUGGUUUCACAGAGUCCUGAUCCACAAUGAGAUACCUGCUGCCAUUUCAACAAUAAUCUGGUUUUAUAAAAGAAAAAUUAGCUUUAACAAAAACGUACCAAUUAGUGAUCAUCAUAAUAUAAUAAUAUACAUUUUAUUUACAGCUUCUUUCUAGAACAGUGUUCAUAAAGCGCAAAUUAACUGACUUUAAACAUUUUUAUUUAAUAUCAAAGGACAAAAGACGAGUGAUUUAAUGGAAGAUUAGCUUUAGUAAAUAUUAGUUUUCAUGCAAUGUGCUAAUGCUAAUCUCUGUUUGAAGAUGGUUAAAAGAUAAAAGAUACAUAUAUAUUUACAGUUAGCUGUACAGUUAGCUUCAUAGUUAGCUAGGAUUUUGCUAACAUGCUAACUAGCCGCUAACAAUUGAUUGAUGUCUGACAUCAGUUCAAGGUUUAAUUACUGCAACCUGAACGCAGCAUUACGGCUCAUUGCUCCUGGUUUUUACAGACCAGAUAACUUUUUAUAAACACUGAAACUGCAGAAUGUUUGAUCUGGAAAUGAUUUAAAACAUUAGCAUUAUUGCACAUAACAACCAUAUUUUUCCUCUUUAAUAAACAUUUAAUGAGCCCUACAGGUUGUUCAGUAUGAAAAUGAACUGAUAUCUGUGGACACUGUGUAUGAAACUAUAGUUUGUGUUCAUGUUUCUGAUAAUGAUGUGAUGUAUGUGAAUGAAUGUAAAAGUAUUCUAUUUAUAACUGUAUGUACAGUACAUCAGUGUUUUUUAUCUUUUUAUAUUACGUGUUUUCAUUUGUUCUGUGGAUUCAUUCAUGUGGCCGACCAGCAGAAACAUUUUAAAUAAAACCCGCUGCACUUUUGUUCUGAGUAA
Messenger RNA from Dicentrarchus labrax (European seabass), 4367 nucleotides. It is a transcript of the gene lamc2, whose product is annotated as laminin, gamma 2. The transcript is spliced from 21 exons. Bases 90 to 3482 code for a protein of 1130 amino acids. Gene Ontology annotation, molecular function: extracellular matrix structural constituent. NCBI's taxonomy places the organism in Eukaryota, Metazoa, Chordata, Actinopteri, Moronidae. The record is from RefSeq and is a predicted model, not a curated record.